Messenger RNA from Anopheles funestus (African malaria mosquito), 3619 nucleotides. RefSeq lists its product as uncharacterized. The transcript is spliced from 3 exons. Lineage: Eukaryota; Metazoa; Arthropoda; Insecta; Diptera; Culicidae. The record is from RefSeq and is a predicted model, not a curated record. The coding region runs from base 952 to 3534 and encodes 860 amino acids.
UGCCGUCAUUCAAUUUCAUGAAGCGAGCGACGACCACGUCGUCACCAUGACUUUCAACUUUAUUUAACUCGUGCCCUCCGUCUCGAUCAUCUCCUAAACAAAAUGAUGUAAUGAGUCGAAAACUGAAACGAAUUCGCUGCUCCAUAGUUAAUAUACAGCACCGCGGGCACCCUCUGCAACCCUUCGCUUUAUCGACAGGUGCAAAGUCGUGCGCCACUGAAGACAACCUGAUUUGGCACUCUUCUUUAUCGCAGUUCCGUAUAAGGUAUUUGCGAGCACACGCCCGCCAAUCUUAUCGCAAUAAAAUUUGUCCGACUCCAAAAAUGGUUACAAUUCAGAUUGGUACGGUUACGGCAGCCAUUGGGACAAUAGUAGAAAAGCACCCCAACAGCGACUAAAGAUAAAGAAAAGAUUGCGUGAGAAUUUGGGACGUGUGGCUGUCGUGUGUACAAGCAGGAAUGGAAUUUCUAUGUUUGUGCGCAAUAAAUACAGUGUUUGAUGAAAUCGAUGCCGCACGGUAGAUGUACGCAUACUUCCGCUCAUGCGUAUGUAUUGACCACCGCGUCAACCUGUUGAUCUCGAUAUGAGUUUUGGCUGUAUAUAUCAACAUCGACGCAAUGAUGAUGUGGUUUAACCACAACAAAAAAAAAUCCGGGAUAAACUAUGUUGACUCCCUACCCAAAACCAAGCCAAUCAUAUGGUUCACUCCUCUCAUCAACCUAUCCUUCCGGUCUUCUUGUUGUGGUUUAAGAAAGAUAAGUUUUACGCACACAGCAACUUCCACGUUGCUUACUCGCGCAAACACCGUACGCUUGCGGGACAGUAUUUAUUCUGCGCUCACAGCGGCAAGGUCUAAACGGAUCUGCUCGUCGUAUCGUAGCAUCGAACAACGUAGGAGAAAUCAUUCCCAAAGAUUAGACAUCAAACAAACAAGUUGUACGUGUGGUAACCAUGACCUCGUCCACUAGUGCUGACGUAAGUGUGCCGGAAUGGAUGACAAAGGAUUACUUUGUGGAUGCAAUUGAGGCGAAGUUGGAUCUCGAGGCAAGUGAAUUUACAAUCACCGAUCUGGAUGUUCGGAAGGCAACGGAGGCUGGUGAUAAUUAUGCGUCCAUACUUUACCGUGUGCGAGUGUCGGUGCGUGUGCAUGAUGGGGAUGUUCAAUCGGACAUUUCGUUAAUAGUGAAAGCACUACCAAAACUUGGACUGUCCGACGAGAUGAUCAAGAUGAUGAACCUGUUCCCAAAGGAGAUAGCCAUGUAUUCGGACAUACUACCCCUUAUGGAAAGGAUGUAUCAUGGGCGUGAUCGAAUGGAUGUCGCAUUUGGUCCACGUUGUCUGAAGUAUAGUACCGAACCGACCGAUGUGAUAGUCCUGGAAGAUUUGCGCGAACGUCACUAUACGAUGGCUAAUCGGCGCCAGGGAAUGGACAUGAAGCAUGCCAAACUUGUGCUACGUCGAAUGGCACAGUUCCAUGCAGCGUCCGUCGUAAUUGAAAAGCAACAUGGACCGUACGGAGAUCUGUUCCUUGAGGGGAUGUUUAAGGAGGCAGGACGCGCGAUGACUGAACAGUUUCAAAAGGGACAAGCUGAUUUCUUUCAGAAGAUGAUGCACGGAUGGUCGAAAGAGCAAGCGUUCUACGCCGAUCUCAUGAAACAUUGGGGGAUGGAUUUGUUCGAUUCCCUCUUAAUCACCACCCGGGCGAAUCCAGCAAGAUUCAACGUGCUGAAUCACGGUGACAUGUGGUGUAAUAAUGUCCUGUUUCACUACAAAGAAGAUGGUGAACCGAGCGAUGUUCUACUGAUUGACUAUCAGCUCAGUUUCUGGUCGUCGCCGGCAAUCGAUCUGCUCUACUUCAUCCUGACGUCUGUUAAUGGCGAUGUGAAGCUAUCACAGAUGAACUACAUGAUUCAGUACUACCACGAACACCUCGUCGACAGUUUGAAACUCCUCCAGUAUAGUGGCAAGAUUCCGCUGCUGAAAGAACUGCAUUCGGACAUUAUAGCACACCACCUGUUCGGGUUGAUGAUAUGCUUCUCCAUUCUGCCCAUCUGUUUGAUGGAAAAAACGGACGAUGCCUCGAUGGAUUUGAUGCUGGAUCAAGGCGAUGCAGGCGUUUCCUUCAAGCUGAAAAUGUACAACAAUCCUGCGUAUGUCAAACAAAUGGGGCAAAUUUUGGAUUACUUCCACGACAUGGGAGUGUUUGAUCUACUGCAGAUCGGUACCCAACGUACGGCACGGAUCGAAUGUCAUCCAUCACUGGAACUACCACUUUGGUUGGAUCGAGAGUUUAUAGAACACAUCGUAGAUUCCAAAUUCGGAGUUAGCUCGGCGGAAAAGCGUACCGUUCGCAGUGUAUACGUAAUAAACGCCGCAAAGAAGGGUGACAGCUACGCAUCUGCGUUGUACUCGGCCAAGGUAAAUCUGCUCUGGAAAGAUGCAGACACGGAAGAGACACUAUCGCUCAUCAUCAAAGCACCUCCGAAGGGGAUUGCGGCUUCGUAUGCACUGGACAAGGAUGUGCAUGUGAGAGAGCUUUAUCUGUACGAACACCUCAUUCCUGCCUUUGAGGCAAUGUACCACAGCAAAGGAGUAUCGGUAAAGCUUGGACCACGCUACUAUAAGGCACGUGUUGGACUUCCGGUGGACGUGAUUGUACUAGAAGACUUGACCAUUAACGGGUUCCGCAUGGCUAAUAGGCAGGAAGGUUUAGAUCAAGCUCACGUUGAGGCUGUACUCAAUCAUCUGGCAAUGUUCCAUGCAGCUUCAGCCGUGUAUUGCGAAUCUGGCAACACACUCCCAAAGGUACUAACCGAGUCAAGCAAGGAUAGAGAAAUGGCAUCUAAAACGGACGCACUGUUUGCUCCUUCACUGGACAGUAUGUUCAAGUAUAUGAAAGAGUGGAACUUUGCUGCUGAUUUUGUCGACGAUCUAGAAACCGUUGCCAGACAGAUCUACAGAUUGCUGGUGGACACUUGGACUAUUGACGCGAAUGGAUUCAAUGUACUGAUCCACGGCGACGCAUGGCUAAACAAUAUCCUUUUUUCUUAUGACGGCGACACGGUGAAACGUGUGGCAAUGAUCGAUUAUCAAUUUCCUUCGUGGGGAUCACCGGUGUUCGAUCUAAUCCAUUUUCUCUUUUCCUCCGUGCGAGGAGAUCUAAAGCUUUCGAAGCAGGCAUACUUUUUGCGAUACUAUCAGGAACGAUUAGUUCAUAACUUGGUGCUGCUCGGUUAUAGCAAACGUUUGCCAACGCUGCAGCAGCUUCACAUUGAUUUCAACAAUCGGUUGACUGCCGCCAUCAAAACUACCGUCAUUGAUCUACCGUACGUGCUGGCAGAUCCGAGCGAAGAUGCCUCUCAGGAAGCGGCCAUCGUGCAAACGGAAGCGGGACAACGAUUUCAACAGUUGCUCUUCGAUAACGAUCGUUUGAAGGAGCAAAUGAAGGACCUAUUGCCUUAUUUCCGAUCGCGUGGUUUGCUGACGGUCGAGGCGGCUAAUUCUGAGCCUCAGAACCGUAAGCCGCGCGUUUAAAGUUGAGAUCGACGCAUAACACGAGAGAUACGGGUAUCUGGAUGUAAAAGAUCCAUCAAUAAUAAGAUAGCCUUUUAUCUAAAUA